AUGUUUGGGCUGUGUGCCUGGCCAUUCCUUAUUGGGACCUUGUGCCGGUACCAACACCAACACCAGCACCAUUCCUUGGUACUGAGUAAGGUCGAGAAAAAGCUGUCAAAGCUCUGUGCCUUUGGUUCUGGAGAGAAAGGCCAGCUCGGUAACAGCACAGCUGGCAAGCGUAUCAUGACGGUCAACAAGACGGGGUUCGAUAUCGUGUACAAACUCGUGUUGGUGAAAGAUCUGGGACCUGAGAAGAUUAUGCAGUUGUCGUCAGUACCGUUCAUGUCUGGGGAUACAACGGCUCUAGGCAAGUAG
Desarmillaria tabescens is the source of this 306-nucleotide messenger RNA. RefSeq lists its product as uncharacterized. The transcript is spliced from 3 exons. The record is from RefSeq and is a predicted model, not a curated record. The coding region runs from base 1 to 306 and encodes 101 amino acids. NCBI's taxonomy places the organism in Eukaryota, Fungi, Basidiomycota, Agaricomycetes, Agaricales, Physalacriaceae.